AAGUCGUUCCCAGGACCCUGAUAGCCUUGCGUUCUCAACGUCAGAGUACUGCAGCGCUGCGACGAUAUCAUCCUCCUCGCCUGAGCCAUAUCCAGGAGGCAUUUGAGUAGUUGAUGGUGUAGAAAUGGACGGGUACCCUCCCUCCAUAUUCCGCUUGGUGCCUGACGAGGAACUCCUUGCUCCCCUGAUAGAAGCCUUUGCGCGAGCCUGUUUGCAGAUUCCCUCGUUGAAAGUGGCGUCUCUGAGUACUACCAUUGUUGUACCCCUGGAGAAUUGGAAGACAGCUGGACUGACGGACCAUCGGAGUGGGGCAUCUGGUUUGCCGCUCCCGGCGCUUCAUUUCACUGGCAGCUUCAGUUGGAACCUUCUUUUCGGGAUGACAUGGAGCGACGGAGACUGGUCUUCGACACGAAAUAUUGGCAGCCGGAUGAACAUCUCUGCAAUCUACUUAGAGGUAUUGGACGGGAAAGGUAUGGAAAGGUAUGGAAAGGGGCUUGUGGAGAAGCAUGUCGACUACUGGGAUACGAUUCAAAAACCUCAGCUACUAGAAGAUUACAGGAGGGUUGCAGGGUAAUCUACCUGUAGCAAGCAAACCUGGCGGCUGACGAUAAAUCAGAUGGCCUAGCAUUCCUUACUCUUCUCUACGAAGCUGAAGUCGUUCUCUGUCUCGGCAUGUGCCGCAAGCCCUACCUGGCAUGAUCGGCUGGCCAAUAUUCAUCGAUCGCGUGACCUUGGGUCCCAACAUCGCGACUUGAUUUGAAGCCCAGUCAAUAAAUCCAAUACGGGAUACCGCAGUGAGCAAAGGAAAAACCACUGCUACUAAAACUCUGCAAUGGUGGGCCGCCGUUGAUCUGCUCUACGGACCUCUUUAC
Molecule: messenger RNA, 872 nt
Organism: Phialemonium atrogriseum
Lineage: Eukaryota; Fungi; Ascomycota; Sordariomycetes; Cephalothecales; Cephalothecaceae
Exons: 1
Coding region: 125-574 (149 amino acids)
Source: RefSeq, a predicted model, not a curated record